Parascedosporium putredinis is the source of this 1230-nucleotide messenger RNA. The record is from the annotation of a GenBank genome assembly. Lineage: Eukaryota; Fungi; Ascomycota; Sordariomycetes; Microascales; Microascaceae.
AUGGCGGGCGAUCACGGCCUGGACUGGGGCGGGGUCCACCACGAAAAGAGGUGGACCAUCCUGCGUACGCAGAAGCGCUUCUUCUUCUGGGCCCUUUACACGUCCAUCGGCUCCAUGAUGUUAGGCUUCGACUUUGGCAUCGCCGGCACCGCAACCGCCUACCCUGCCUUUCAACAGGCCAUGGGCAUCCCCUGGCCCUCUCAACCAUCGGGGUACCUUAUCCCCGCCAAGAUCCAGUCCGCUUGGUCCGGAGUCUCCACCGUGGGAGAUGCUAUCGGCAUCCUCAUCUCCGGCCAGCUUAUGGAUCGCAUCGGUCGCAAGUGGACGACGUUAAUAGGCGCCGUGUUCACCUGCGCGGGCAUCGGCGUGCAACUGCGCGGCUUCUACCUCUGCCUCACCAACGGCUCCAUCGUGCUCGGCCAGUUCAUCCUCUCCCUCGUCGCCUACGCCGCCGAGCAAAUCGACGGCAAGUGGUCCUACCAGACCCUCGUCGUCCUCCAGUUCGUCUUCGCCAAGGCCCUUUCCUGCCUCGAGCGCGUCCACGGCCGAAAGGACCGGGCUCUCCUGUCCGCUGAGAUGGCGCGCCUCGCCGAGGUGAUUCGCGCGUCCGAGGAGUUGGCUGUCGCUGCGAGGGCGCAUGGACCGCUGUUUUUGCAGAUAUUCAGGGGUAUCAAUCUGAAACGAACCUUGAUCGCCAUCCUUCCUAUUAUCGCGCAACAACUCAUCGGCGCCGCUUUCGUCCUCGGGUACAUCACCUACUUCCUCUCUCAGCAACGCAUGCGCUUCCCCUUGAUUGAGACGGCAGGCCGUAGGCCGCUCUUGCUAACUGGCAUGGUCGCCUUGACAAUCAUCGAGCUAAUAAUGGGUACUAUGGGCGCCAUCCAUCACAAGGCCGCCAUCUGGGUGAUUCUCGUCUGCAUCUUCCUCUGGGCCGUCUUUUACCAAUUCUCCGUCGGCGCCGUCGGCUUCGCCCUAGGAUCCGAAAUAUCCUCCCCGCCUCUCCGCGCCACCACCAUCUCCUUCCUCGGUCUUACCCAGUGCAUCGUUGGCUGGCUCAUCGGCUUCAUCUCUCCGUACCUGAUCAACCCCGACGCCGGGAACCUUGGCGCCAAAAUCGGCUUCAUAUUUGCCGGAAUGGGGUUCCCCUGUGCAUUCUCUUCUGGUUCUUCAUCCCCGAGACCAUGGGGCUCACCUACGAAGAUAUGGAUCACUUCUUCGAAUCCAAGAUAG